ACUUCUUAUCCUCGAGUUCAUCUAAACCCCCAUUUAUAUUCUAAUUAACUCCUACAAAAAUGGCCACUCGUCUUCCAUUGAUCUGUCUUCUUGUCUCAGUCACGGCGAUUGCGGCUGACUUAUCACCGGAGCGUUACUGGAACACGGCCUUACCAAACACUCCCAUUCCAAGCUCUCUCCGCCAUCUCUUAACGCCAGAUUUCACCGAUGAGAAAAGCACCAACGUCCAAGUAGGGAAAGGAGGAGUGAACGUUAACGCCGGAAAAGGUAAACCCGGCGGAGGAACCGCCGUGAACGUUGGAAAGGGAGGCGUCCACGUGGACACCGGAAAGGGUAAGGGUAAGGGGACACACGUGAGCGUUAGCGGCGGAAAAGGUCCUGGAGGAGGCGUGGGCGUCCAUACCGGGAAACCUGGAAAGAGAACCGACGUAGGAGUGGGUAAAGGCGGCGUUAUAGUGCACACGCGCCACAAGGGCAAGCCGGUCUACGUCGGUGUGAAACCAGGACCAAACCCUUUUGUGUAUAACUACGCAGCGAGCAAGACUCAGCUCCACGACGAUCCCAAAGCGGCUCUCUUUUUCUUGGAGAAGGACAUGGUUCCCGGAAAAGAGAUGAACCUUAGGUUUAAUGCGGAGGACGGCUACGACGGCAAGACGACCUUCUUGCCACGUGGGGAGGCGGAAACGGUGCCGUUUGAGUCGGAGAAGUUUUCGGAGAUCUUGAAGACUUUCUCGGUUAAACCCGGUUCGGGAGAAGCUGAGAUGAUGAAGAAAACGAUUGAGGAGUGUGAAGCUAAAAGAGUUGGUGGAGAGGAGAAGUAUUGUGCUACGUCUUUGGAGUCAAUGGUUGACUUUAGCGUUUCUAAACUUGGCAAAGAUCACGUUCGUGCAGUUUCCACUGAGGUGGCUGAGAAGAAUGCACCGAUGCAGAAGUACAGAAUCACAGCGGCUGGAGUAAAGAAGUUGUCGGAUGACAAGUCAGUGGUGUGUCACAAACAGAAGUACCCAUUCGCAGUGUUCUACUGCCACAAGGCGAUGAUGACGAGCGUUUACUCGGUUCCGCUCGAAGGAGAGAACGGGUUGAGGGCUAAGGCGGUUGCUGUAUGCCACAAGAACACCUCAGCUUGGAACCCAAACCACUUGGCCUUCAAAGUCCUUAAAGUGAAGCCAGGGACUGUUCCGGUCUGCCAUUUCCUCCCUGAGACCCAUGUUGUUUGGUUCAGCUAUUAGAUAUGCUUUCUAUACUGUGUGAUAUCGAAUAAUGUUUGAGACAAUCUAUCUUUUAGGAUGUUUAAUAUACAUAUAGUAAUGUGUGAUUUUCCAUAUAAUCAAAGAUCGACGGUAUCUAUAUGUUCUUAGUUUACUUUACCUAGUCUUUUGUGACCUACGUGCUUCUUGUUGUUUUGCAAAAACAUACAAUAAAACUGAUCAAGUAGAUGUUGGGAUAGUG
Molecule: messenger RNA, 1449 nt
Organism: Raphanus sativus (radish)
Lineage: Eukaryota; Viridiplantae; Streptophyta; Magnoliopsida; Brassicales; Brassicaceae
Product: BURP domain protein RD22-like
Exons: 3
Coding region: 60-1229 (389 amino acids)
Source: RefSeq, a predicted model, not a curated record